Molecule: messenger RNA, 405 nt
Organism: Bipolaris victoriae FI3
Lineage: Eukaryota; Fungi; Ascomycota; Dothideomycetes; Pleosporales; Pleosporaceae
Exons: 1
Coding region: 1-405 (134 amino acids)
Source: RefSeq, a predicted model, not a curated record
AUGACUGCACUGGCGGCUCACAGACAGACGCUACUCUCUCAAAGCUCAACGGCAAGUGAGUCGGCAUCAUGGGUACGGCGGCAACAGCUGUCCAAGUCGUGCCAUAAGUUGCAUGCUGGGCCGAAUCCUUGUACGUAUUCCAGCGCACACCCUCGUAUUGCGCGUCGCCAGCAGGCCAUAGAUGACGACAAGUGGGUGAGCGAGGUCGCAAAAGGCCCUGUCUGGCAGCUUGCUCGCCAACUCAGCUUCGAUACUCUCUUUAACGGUGAAGAAUACUCGGCAGACCAUCCCGAUCUGGUCGCCGAUGGCUGGACUAAGAUGGCGCGCGGCUUUUUGGGCUUCAUCGCGGGGCCGCGUCACGUUACACUCAAAAGAUGUAAAAGAGCGCGCGCAUACUCUAUAUGA